Molecule: messenger RNA, 1548 nt
Organism: Fusarium keratoplasticum
Lineage: Eukaryota; Fungi; Ascomycota; Sordariomycetes; Hypocreales; Nectriaceae
Exons: 7
Coding region: 1-1548 (515 amino acids)
Biological process (GO): carbohydrate transport; transmembrane transport
Cellular component (GO): membrane
Molecular function (GO): carbohydrate:proton symporter activity
Source: RefSeq, a predicted model, not a curated record
AUGUAUCGGAUUUGGAACAUCUAUGCGCUUGCCGCCAUUGGCACCAUUGGCGGUAUGCUCUUUGGCUUCGAUAUCAGCUCCAUGAGCGCAUGGAUCGGCUCGGACCAGUAUCGCGACUACUUUAACGACCCUGGAUCGACCGAGCAGGGCGGCAUCACUGCCUCCAUGUCUGCCGGUUCCUUUAUCGGCGCCUUGCUUGCCGGUGUUCUCGCUGACCGACUCGGCCGACGAUAUGCUAUCAUGAUCGCUUGUGGUUUCUGGAUCGCCGGUGCUGUACUUCAGUGCUCCGCCCAGAACGUUGGCCACCUUAUCGUGGGCCGCAUCGUCAGCGGUCUUGCAGUUGGUAUCACUAGUUCUCAAGUUCUUGUGUACCUCGCCGAGCUUGCACCCUCCGACAUCCGUGGCCGUGUCGUCGGUAUCCAGCAGUGGUCGAUUGAGUGGGGUAUUCUUAUCAUGUACUUGAUCUCGUAUGGCUGCUCCAUCAACGUUGACGGCCCCGCGGCCUUCCGUAUUGCCUGGGGCAUCCAAGCCAUCCCCGGCUUCAUCCUCCUCGGUGGCCUCUUCUUCUUCCCUGAGUCGCCUCGAUGGCUCGCCCAGCACGACCGCUGGGAGGAGGCACACUUCAACCUUGCCCACCUACACGCCGGCGGUGACCUCGACAGCCCUGUUGUCUUGGCCGAGAUGGAGGAGGUCCGCGAAGCGGUCCGCAUCGCCCGAGAGUCCAAGGAUAUUGGAUACCUCGGCCUCUUUGCCCCCGGUGUGUGGAAGCGCACCAUGGUUGGUGUCAGCGUACAAAUCUGGCAGCAGUUGCUGGGCGGCAACGUCAUGCUCUACUACCUCGUGUACAUCUUCAACAUGGCUGGAAUGACUGGCAACGUUGCUCUGACAUCCUCCAUCAUCCAGUAUGUCAUCUUCCUCGUGACAACCGGCGUCGUCCUGCCCUUCAUCGAUCGCCUUGGUCGUAGAUGGCUUCUCAUCAUCGGUGCUGUCAUCUGUGGUGUUCUUCACUUCACCAGCGGAGCUGUUAUGGCUGUCCACGGUUACCCCGUCGACAAUGUCGAUGGCAAUGAUAUUCUCAAAUGGGCUAUCCAGGGCAAGCCUGCUAAGGCCGUCAUUGCUCUGGCCUACAUCUUUGUCGGAGUCUACGGCCUCACCUGGGCGCCCGUUGCGUGGAUCUACGCCAGUGAGGUUUUCCCUCUCAAGUACCGUGCCAAGGGUGUCAGUCUCGCGGCUGCCGGAAACUGGGUCUUCAACCUUGCCCUCGCCUUUUUCGUUCCUCCUUCCUUUACCAACAUCAAGUGGCAGACGUACAUGAUCUUUGGCACCUUCUGUAUUGCCAUGACCUUCCAUGCUUUCUUCUGCUACCCCGAGACUUCACGCAAGACCCUGGAGGAGGUUGACCUCCUGUUUGACGGAAACAUCCCUGCCUGGCGCAGCACCGUCGCAAGUGGAGGAUUUGAUGAGAAGGUUGAGGAGGCUAGGCGCACCGGCGCCCUGAAGGGAGGAGAUGAUGACGAGGAGAAGACGGCUCACGCCGAGACCGCCUAA